Messenger RNA from Alternaria atra, 1665 nucleotides. RefSeq lists its product as uncharacterized. The coding region runs from base 1 to 1665 and encodes 554 amino acids. The transcript has a single exon. The record is from RefSeq and is a predicted model, not a curated record. NCBI's taxonomy places the organism in Eukaryota, Fungi, Ascomycota, Dothideomycetes, Pleosporales, Pleosporaceae.
AUGCCUUCAUCAAUCAGCAAAGUAUACCUGCAGAAGUCAACUUCCAGGCAUUUCGAGCUAACUACCUCGGACUACACUGCUCCAAAGGACUUCGCGCUCACACAUACGCUUUCCUGGCCGCAACGUGGAUCCAGGAGUACAGAAGAAGUACACGCCAGCCUGAAGGAAGGACUGUCAAGGCUUGUGCGCGACGUGCCACAGCUCUGUGGAACACUUCAACGUGGCUCGAAUGACCUGCGACAACUCUUUCUCAAGAUCGAUGUCAGCGCUCAUGUCGUCUUUGAAUUCCAAAAUCUCUCUAACAAUCAUGGACUGCCAAGCUACGAUGAAUUUAAGAGAGAUCACUUUCCUAUAUCCGAAGUCCACUCUGUCUUCCAGCCUGCAAUCCUGCAGCAACCUGUGCUAGAAGGCUCGCCAAUGAUGGGGGCCAAGAUGUGCGUCAUCAAAGGUGGCUAUACUCUGGCGUUCGGCUUCAACCAUGUUUUGGCAGAUGGUACUUCGGCAUCCGAGCUUGAGAGCCUUUGGGCACAACAUACUGUGGAUACGAGUGCUGGAGAAUCAUUCGUCUCGCAUCGAAAAUACGAAAGAGGGGUUGAUGAAGCGAUCAGGAAAAGACUUUCUUCACCCCAAUCAGGAGCGGAGAAGCUCCGACAGAACGACCAGCUCUGGAGGACGGUGCCUGCGUCACAAUCACUGACGAGCCUGCAUACAAGUAUGGGUUCCGUAUUAGAAUCGGUAGUUGGCAUGAUGGACAGGAAAGAGGCAUAUUCAGCGUCAAGAGCCGAGACGCCUGUAGUCAAGAAAUGGCAUCUCUGGCGCUUCAGACCGCAGAGCCUAAAGAGUUUGAAAGCGGACUCCACCUCUCCAGGGUCCGAUGGCUGGGUCUCAACGUCGAACGCCCUCAUUGGUCUUUUCUGGUCUCGGAUAGCUGCGAUACAAAAGAUUUCAUCAACGGGGCAGCAAACAUCCACUGUACUGAUGCCAAUCAGUAUGCGGCAACGAUUCGAUCCCCCAAUUGCAACGACUUUCAUCGGCAAUGCGGUGAGCAUGGCAUUUGCGAGUUGCACUUUGGCAGCGCUAGAAGCAACAGACGGGAUCUCCGCUCUCCAGUCUGCUGCGCUCAGCCUUCGCAAAGCGGUACAAACAUGGUCGCUCUCUGAAUUUGAUGCUUUCCUCAAUACAGUCCAAUCACUGCCUCCCGAUCAAGGCAUGAUGGUCCGUUCUGAGCUGGUCUUCGACAGAUUUCGCAUUGUGUGUAAUGACUGUACACAUUUCAAGUCGAAUAGGCUUGAUUGGGGCCGCCAUCUGGGUGUUCCUGCACCUACGAGAUUUCCCAUGCCGGCUGCACUGAUCUUUGGUGCGACGAGUAUUGUGGUACAUCCGAAAUUGCCAGACGGAAGUCUAGAGGUGGUUGUCUCGCUUUCGGAGGCAGAUGGAAAAGCGCUCAGAGAGGAUGAGGCCUUCCUCCGCUAUGCUCCGGACUUCCUUUGUGUCCUUCCUGCAGGGAAGCCUUUCAGAGUGACUGCUUUACUCAGGUUAUCUGUGAGGAUGUUGCUGAUCUACGAGCGAUUGACAAGACGAGCUGUUUGGAAAUGGGGCGCUGUGGUACUCAUUGUGGCCGCUUCCUUAUUUAUCACGGGUCGCCGCGGGGUGGGCAAUUCAUAG